UGUUCGUAAGGUCAGCGACUGGCCGCAUUAGAUGCAAAACGAAAUAUAGAAGUAUAAAUUGUACCGGUUAUUUUAUACGAAUAAGUGUGAGUGCCUCUUUGCGAAACGGGACGAGUAAUUACCUCGGCAUUUGCUAGAACUCAUCAGAGUCAUGCGGGCUGACAAUUCUACUUUUAAGCUAAAUUUUCCCUCUAGGCCAGUGCUCAUCGAGCAGUCAAGAGAAAAGUCAUGAAUUUGCAAGACUUUGUCAAAUUUCUUCUUUGCACUAUCUUUGCAAGUCAGUUCAGUUGUUUUGCCAAUCAAAAAUUUCCCUAUAAGACCACAAAGGAUAUCAAUGACAGGAAAGCACGUGGUGUCUUUGACUUAGUAUUUGGGAGAUUAAAGCCUUGCGGAGGUUGUCUAUGUGGGCGAUCAAAUAGAGAUGGUGCUCGCUUUCUGGGUGGAGAAUUCACAGACACGCACGAAUUUCCCUGGCUCGCAAAUAUUCAUGUCAAAUCCAGCCUACUAAUUAGUGGAAUUUUAAUUAAUGACAGAUACGUCUUAACAUCAGCCAGCCAACUCAUCGGUUCGACAGCACCAGAAAUAAAGGUUUCGCUUGGUGAAUAUGAUCGAUGCAGUCUGGAUAUUUCAUCAGUUAAUGUGAGUGUGGAAACUUUGAUUAUGCAUCCUGAAUUCAAUGCUGAAUCAAGAGCUCAUGACUUGGCUCUCAUUCGUCUGAGUCGACCAACCAAAUUCGAAAGACGAAUUUCACCUAUUUGUUUACCAAAUCCAGGAUCGACAUACUUAGGUCAAGUUGGAACAUUAUGUGGCUGGACAGAAACUAAUUCAUCAUCAGAGCUUAAUGACAAUCGCAGUUGCAGACCACGAAAAGUGGGCCUUCCAAUUAUGGGAAGAAGAGAAUGCUUAAAAUCUGGAGUACUUCCUUCAAAUUACCAUGGUGAUACAGGAUGUAUUGGAAUUGUUGGAGGAAAUUCGAUUAUAUGCAAGGUGAACUUAAAAUACUUAUUUUACUGAAAUGUUUUUUUUAACACAGGUAUCUUGUCUGAUGUGAAUGACUGCACUGGCGGACCGAGUGCUGCAAUUUACACAAGAGUAGGCCCGCAUCUUGACUGGAUUUUGCAACAUACAAAAGACGCAUGCUAUUGCACGAAAUAAAAUUAUAAAUAAAUAUCUAUAUGUGUUUCAUGUUCAUUUUUUCACUAAAGUAUUUAAAAACCAA
Molecule: messenger RNA, 1219 nt
Organism: Belonocnema kinseyi
Lineage: Eukaryota; Metazoa; Arthropoda; Insecta; Hymenoptera; Cynipidae
Product: vitamin K-dependent protein C-like
Exons: 6
Biological process (GO): proteolysis
Molecular function (GO): serine-type endopeptidase activity
Source: RefSeq, a predicted model, not a curated record